GGUUGACUGCACAUAUAAAGGAGCAGCAGGUGACGGCUGUGUCUGUGGAUCUGCUCUCCAGCACACAGAUCUAACCUACGGUUUCAAAAUGUACGGACAGAACCAAGGAAACCAGUACCCUCCUGGUUAUCCAAACAAUCCUCAGCAGAUGCCAGGGGGAUACCCUCAAUAUCCUCCAGGCACUGUCCCACGACCAAACUACCCUCCUCAGCCCUAUGGUCCACACGGAGGCCAACAGGGACACGGACCUGGACCUGGUUAUGGUCAGGGCCAAGGACAGGGACAUGGACCUGGACCUGGUUAUGGUCAGGGCCAAGGACAUGGAUAUGGACCUGGACCUGGUUAUGGUCCAGGUCAAGGACAUGGAUAUGGACCUGGACCUGGUUAUGGAAACGGCCAAGGACAUGGACCGGGCCAUGGAGAGUGCCAUGGCGAGGGCCACGGACAUGGCCAUGGACACGGCCACAAGCACAAGCACAGGAAUGGUCACAGGCAUGAGCGAUGUCACAAGAAAGGAAAUCACUCUCGGGGGUCCUCCAGCAGCUCCUGCAGCAGCGACUCAGACUAGAUAAAGAUUCCUGGAAUAGGAGGAGGAACAAGACAAGAUGGCACCUGGAAACCUUCAUCCUGCUACUAUAUAUUAUAAUCAAUAUGUUACUGUCUAAAUGUUUAUUCACAUAAUCCUCAACAAAUGAUUGAUAUCAAACACCUGCAUUUAUACUAAAAAGUAUUCAGAGUCUCUGACUCUCUCCUGACACCAUCCAGGAUCCAACAAUGCUGGAUGUUUGAAAAUGAUUUUAGAUUAGCCAUGUUAUGACCUUUUGACAUGAUAUGAUGCAAUUAAACUUUUCUUGACAUUUCAAAACUUUGUUGUACGAGACACAUUUCAGACAUUAUUGUAUCCAUGAUUGUCUUUGUGAGAAACAAAGUGCUUUCUGUGUAUGAUACAGCUAGUAAAGUAACGAUGCAAUGUUUUGUUUUUUUAUUUGA
Messenger RNA from Sander lucioperca (pikeperch), 990 nucleotides. RefSeq names its product holotricin-3-like. The transcript has 4 exons. NCBI's taxonomy places the organism in Eukaryota, Metazoa, Chordata, Actinopteri, Perciformes, Percidae. The record is from RefSeq and is a predicted model, not a curated record. Bases 89 to 568 code for a protein of 159 amino acids.